Messenger RNA from Caenorhabditis elegans, 1053 nucleotides. RefSeq names its product 7TM GPCR serpentine receptor class x (Srx) domain-containing protein (gene srx-121). Lineage: Eukaryota; Metazoa; Nematoda; Chromadorea; Rhabditida; Rhabditidae. Bases 40 to 1053 code for a protein of 337 amino acids. The record is from RefSeq and is marked reviewed. The transcript is spliced from 7 exons.
GACAACCAAUACAUUUCUCGAUUUUUGACCUCAUUCAGAAUGUCUAAUACCUCGUUUUGGGAUACAUUUUUGUACUCGGAAUUUUCCACUCCCAGCACUAGAACCGUAUCAGCUGUCAUGCUCAUUUUGGUUUGCACCGUCCGCUCAACAAUUAACGUUUUGAUUUUCAUCUCCACACUUCUUCGGAUCUCAAAGCGAGAUGGGUUUCUGAAAAUUUGUUGUUUCAAUAGUUUUGGGAGCAGUAUAGUUUGCAUUGGAUAUUUGGCUUUUCCGGUUCCACGCCUCUUAAUGGACGGCUACCCAAAUCACUGGCUCAACGCAGUAAUGGGACAACUUAUCGGUUGGUUUGGAUGGAGCAUAGGCCCUCUAUCACAGAUUCUAUUGGCCACCAAUCGAAUAACCGCUGUCUAUUUUCCAAUUUGGCAUAUGAAAAAGUAUCGUUUUAACCCAACAAAUAUCGGAAUCGGUGUGGCACUACUUAUCGCGAUAUUUUCAUUUGCUGUGCUACUUCCAGAAGGUUGUCACUACAUAUUCGACCGUGACUAUCUUGGAUGGAUUGGUGAAGUGGAACCGUGCGGAAAAAUGACUCAGAAGACAUUUGUCAUUAUCAUGGUUGGUGUUACUGCUGUGACUACUUUUUGCAGUGUGCUUCUGUUUAUCAAGUUGGUUUUGUAUUCGCGCGACCCUCAUGUUUCCAACGCACAACUAGCGUAUCGACACAAGAAAAAUAGACGAUUGAUAAUUCAAGCUAUUGUGCAAAGUAUCCUCAUUAUAAUCGACUCACUUAACUCUUCAAUCACUUACAAUAUGUUUCCAAAUUUAAUUUUUCAAUUUAUCACUCUCUCGUUUUCGAUGGUGUUUUUAAGAACCGUGGAAGGAUUUGUGGUGUUUUCUAUCAAUAACUCCAUUAACGCCGCAGUGAAAAAAAUGAUAGGGAUUAAAACAUUGGUUCAAAUUGGGAAAAAAUGUUUUGUUGCAAAAAAUUCAAACUCAACGGGACCGCAGAGGCGGUAUCAUUUGAAUGUUUUCGGAUUAUUGUUUUUUUUUUCUUAA